Messenger RNA from Dermacentor andersoni, 2230 nucleotides. RefSeq lists its product as uncharacterized. NCBI's taxonomy places the organism in Eukaryota, Metazoa, Arthropoda, Arachnida, Ixodida, Ixodidae. The record is from RefSeq and is a predicted model, not a curated record.
CUUUCAUUUCUCCCUCUCAAGAUAUUCGAGAGCGAGGCUUCCUUCCUCCAACGAGGCACAAGACAUACCGCGCAAGCACCUGAGCCGUACAGGCCACACCGUAAUCAUGGGGCCGGCACGUACUGGCCUUUUGAUCCUGGGCAUAUUCGUCACCUGUGGCUCUGCGCAGAAUUUCAACUUCGGAAAUGAACUCCAGCUGGGGCACCGAGGCCGCGUGUGCCGUGAACUCUACGAACUAGGACUGGCAGGCGUUCAUCCUAUUCACCUUGGCGCCGUGACUGGAGGCCGGAAGCUUCAGCGCAGUGGAGUGGAGUCGUCCCGCGUCUGGGCCUGGCUGGGAAAUCAUGGAGGCCGCGGCUUGUGGGGCGGCACCUUGGGCUCUCAUCUUUGGCUUAGCCCAGCGCAUGUCAGGCACGGUGGCCGCUGGGGCGUCCUCAGGACUGGUGUUUGGGUCAUGCACGGAGGCCGUAGACUGUGGAUCGCGCUGCCAAUGUAUGGAUUUGGACACCCCAUCGGCUUCUCUUCGGCAGUCCGCAUCGACAGACGAGCGACGAGUGGCCUAAGGACCGGAAUGCCGCAGGGCCGCGCCGGUCUCAUUGGUGGCUUCGAAUCUAUGGGAUCGAACGUCGAUUCUGGUCAAGAUGGUCAAUGGGGUUUCAGAGGCCGUAGCAGGAGAGGCAGAAGAGGUAGAACAGGACGAAGAGGCCCAUGGAGCCAGCAACAAGGAGGCAUGGACGGUGAUCAGGGGUGGCUCCCUUGGGGGCAACAGAACCAGCGUGGCGGCGGGCAAUGGGGUCGCACAAGCCAAGAUGGUAGUGAAUUAGGUGGAUCAGGUGGCUGGGGAGCUCAAGGGCUCGGUGAAAGCAUUGGCGGUGAGUCUUUAAAUGUGGGUCAGGGCAGUUCUUUGAGCUUAGGAGAACAAGGACUUGGUGGGGGGGUCGGUCAAGGGUUGAGAAACUCAGAAAAUUUAGAGCUCGGCAUCAGCAGUCAAGGACAACAGGGUCCACAGGGAAGCGAUUCGAGCUUAGGAAGACGAGCUAGCUCCUCUGGCAGUGCACGAGGAAGUGGUGGUGAAGGUGGAUUGGGCUUUAGUACUGGGUCAAUGGGACAAGGAAGCUCAUGGGGCCUAAGGCAAGGGCAUAAUAUUGGCUUAAGCGGCAGUGUUGGAGGAAGUGGUUCUUGGGGUUCAGAAGAUGGAGGUAGUGCCUUUGGAUGGCUCGGAGGAUCCGGCUCUUGGGGGAUGCGAGGCUUACCGCAAGGCGGUAGCAGUCGCUUCGGGAAUUCGCUAGGAGGAGGAGACUCUUUUGGAGGGGGAAGCCUAUUGGGAGGUGGUUCUGCUGGCUUCGGGAGAGGAUUUGAAGGUUACAGCUCGUUAGGGGGAGGAGGCUUAUUAGAAGGUGGUUCUGGGGGCUUCGGGAAUUUGCGAGAAGGAGGAGGUUCUUUUGGAGUGGUAGGCCUGCAGCAAGGCGGUUCUGGUAACUUCGGGAGUGGACUCGGAAGUGGCCGCUCAUGGGGGGGAAGAGCUUUAUUAGGAGGUGAACAGGGUGGACAAUCAGGCGGCGGUAUGUUGAGGCGCGGGUUCCAGCUUGGAGGAAGUUUCGGUUCUGGGGGCUCGAGGAGGAGUCAGAGCGGAGGCUUGUCUAGUUCGUUCGAAGGAGACUCUCUUGGCCUCACAGGCAUAUCUGAAGACGAAACAGGUGGUAGUAGUGGCGCUCUUAGCGGCCUUGGCGGCUCUAGCGGAGAGCAGUUAGAAGGUGGCGCAGGUUACGGUGGCCAGUUUUCAGGAAUGAGGCGUUCCGGGGGUUUAGGGGGUGGAUCAGGGUAUGGUAGCAGUGAACAAGGAGGAGAAGGCGGCCCCUUCAGUUUCAGAGCAAUAAGGUAUAUUCUUCCUCGGCUUGGCCGCCCAUUCCGGCGCUGGUUUUCUUGGAGGAGCUCCCCUACUCAAGACGAAGGUGGCUUUAGUGAUGAAAACAUGGGCGGAUCUUCGGGCUUCUUGGGAGGGUCAGGAGGGGGGCUCUUUGGGGGAUUCGACAGCUCAUCGAGCAUUGGUGGCUCGAGCGGGUCUUCUCAGCGGAAGAUAGCAUUUUAGCUCCCAGACUUACAUCUGUGUCUCAAGGAACAGAUGCUAUAUUAGCAAGUGAGCGGCACGUCAACCUGGGUAAUAAAGUCAUUCUCUCUUUCUGUUUCAGUUCCUGCUUAAAAUUCAAUAAAUGAUAUGCUGACACCGGCA